ACCCAAUACGCGUUUCAUUAUUAAAAAAGAACCGAAAAAAACACAGCAAUCACACGUCUCUCUGCCGUUCGGGGUGAUUACGAAGGCGACGACUAUACCACUCCGUUUCAUACCGACGACGGCAAUUAUCGCGUGUGCGUGUCGGUAGCGUGCUCGUAAAACAAUAUUCUAUCGGCGGAUAUAAUAUAUUAUAAUAUUAUAUACAUACAUAUUGUUUUAUUAAAUAUAUAUUUCAUUAUCGGCACGGCGGAGGCGGUUGCACACGACCAGCGAUCGAGCAGCCAUAAAUAUUAUUAUUAUACCGAUAAGUAGAUAGUGCAACACCUAUACACGCGGAACUGCCGCCGGAGGACGGGCCACGAGCGUGUUAUUAUACACAGACAAUAUUAUAUUUUUAAGACGUUCAUCCUAUUGUAAUCGUACGCGUUCGAAGACGAUCGUAAUGUGUCGCGUAGUUAUUGUUACUUUGUUAUCAUACCUGCGUAUUAUAUUAUUAUUAUUAUGUACAUCAUAAUAUUAUUCUAAUAAUCGCGCCAGACAAACCGACAACUGUCGUCUUCGUCGUCUUCGCUAUCGUCGCUUCUGUUGGUGCGUUAUUAUUGUUAUUAUAUUAUGUCAGGUUCGUCGGCGAUAAGAUGAUGCGGGAGUGUCGGACCUCCGACGUUUCGGGUCGAUUACAAAACGUUUUGCCGCUAAACGCCAUCAAUAUGUAUACGGCACACAGGCGGACAGAUCGUGUUAUGUAUGCGAGAAAUCAACAAUACAAAUACAGUAAGGAACCAGUUACGGGCGGACAACCUAUAACAGUUGAACAAGCAAAAGCAUUACGGUUGACUGUAUUUGGUGCGUGUGACACACCACCUAGAGGCGAAUGGCUCCGUACUGGGUUUGUGUUUAGAGAUCCUGAGAAAGAGCUAUCGUACGGCUUACGAGCACGCAGAAAUGGUACACGAGGAAUGCAGACCGCAAUACAAGGAUACAUACUCAAACAUUUGUUAUUUACAAGCACUAAUAACUCAUGUAUGAAACCAUCUAAACAGCAGCAACUGGAUGCACUUUGUAAAUCAAUUACUGAAAUCCUGUGGAAGAUUGGCGAUAACGAAAAAGUUAUAGUAUGUUUACCGCAAGAGAAGAGUUACGUAGCGCACUCGUUAAACUAUUUCCAAGAUAAUGUUACCGAAAAACUCCACUUGUUCGAGUUGACCAAUAUUCAAGACUUAGAAAUUUUCCUCAAAAGAUAUUUGCAUUUGUUCCAAGAUGAUCCUGGACCCGGAUCACUAUUGUUGCUUUAUAGUGCAGUGCUAACAAGAGGGCUAUCCAAGAUCGUAUCAGAUUUAAUGGAUGAAAAAGUGUAUCUCAUAUCAAGUGCUGAGGAAGGGUCUAUAUGCAUCGUAACACUGAUGCUUACCGGUAGAGCUACUCCUAAUCUGCACAAUGGUAUUGUGAAUAUUGGGGACGAACAACAUUAUGCUAUACCACAUUAUGGAAUAUUAGCCAGAAGUGAAGUAGGUCUACUGGUUCAUUAUGAAGAAUCCUCUACACCAGUACAAGUCACACAGAUACCUGGUUCUCGGUUAAAAACGCCGUCCUAUCCUAUUUGGAUAACUUGCGCUAAAGGUCAUUACGGAAUACUCUUCAACACUAAUAGGGAAUUGUUAAGAAAUCAUUUAGCUGAACGAAGAUUCCCAUUGACUCACUAUUCGUGUAGCGGUAGCGAAAACCACGCGACGGUGGACACGCGAUCGCACCAGGGCGAACAGACACGGAUAAUGAAGGCCACGGACGAUAUUAACAACACCACGUCGCUUCUACUUUUGGUCGAGUGUCUUAUACACACAAAGUGGGAAGGAGCUUCGGUGCAGUGGACGGGCGUUACAAAUGCGGUGAAUUAAUAAAGCAUAAUAUAGUUACAUUAUUAUAGAGUAGCAGUAUACCUAUUACCUACAGUUGUUCAUUGUCCAACAACAAUUAUUAAAAAUUGGUUGUUGAGUGUGGUUAUUGAAAUACCAAUAAUUUAACAGAAAAUAGACCAUAGUUUAUGUAUAAUACAUAUUAUAUAUUGUACACCUAUAUAAUAUACUAAUUAUUCAUAAAAUGUUUUGUGUAUUCAAUUAAAAAAGAAAAAAAUUAAUACGAUGCAUCCUGUAGUAUAAUAAUAUAUUUUUAUUAAAAAAUAACAGGUAUUAAAUCACUUUACGAUGCUCUAAUUAAUUUUUAAUUGAUCAAAAAAAAAAAAAAAAA
This is a messenger RNA of Acyrthosiphon pisum (pea aphid), 2241 nucleotides long. Its product is annotated as inactive ubiquitin carboxyl-terminal hydrolase MINDY-4B. The coding region runs from base 636 to 1892 and encodes 418 amino acids. Gene Ontology annotation, biological process: protein K48-linked deubiquitination. Gene Ontology annotation, molecular function: K48-linked deubiquitinase activity; cysteine-type deubiquitinase activity. The record is from RefSeq and is a predicted model, not a curated record. The transcript has 10 exons. Lineage: Eukaryota; Metazoa; Arthropoda; Insecta; Hemiptera; Aphididae.